AUGCCCGACCACGAAGGCCCCACUGCCUCCUUCGCAAUGGGCAUCACAGAAGGCCACGCAACUCUCGACUCUAUCCGAGCCGUUCUCUCAUCAGGCCUUCUUCCCAAGAAUACUCACACCAAGUACGCCAUGUGGGGAUAUUCCGGUGGUUCCGUGGCCAGCGAGUGGGCGUCUGAGCUGCAAGAGCAAUAUGCGCCUGAGCUCAGCUUCUCGGGCAUGGCAAUCGGUGGCUGCGUCCCCAACAUCACUGAAACCCGCAAUAAUCUCACAGGAACCGCGUAUGCCGGUCUGUUCCCUGGUGCAUACCUCGGGCUGACGAGCCAGGACGAAGAAGCCCGUGAAUUCCUCGUCUCGCGCCUCAAAACAUCGGGCCCGUACAAUGCCACGGCAUUUCUCGCAGACGUGAACCUCACAGUCACCCAGGCCUUUGCUACUUAUGCUGGUCAGGAUAUCUAUUCAUACUUUGUUAAUGGACGCGCCGACCUGGAGAAUCCUAUCUUGACGCAAAUUGCGGACAGGAACUGGUACCAGGGCUAUCAUGGCGUGCCACUGAUGCCUACAUUUGUGUAUAAGGCAAUUGGGGAUGAGUUUUCGACUGUUAAUUCAACGGAUGCGCUGGUAGAACGAUGGUGCGGUAUUGGCGUUGAUGUUGAAUAUCAGCGCAAUACCGUGGGUACCCAUAUUACGGAGAUCACGAAUGGGAGGCUGAGGGCACUGGAGUGGUUGGGACAUGUCUUUGAAGGGACAGCGACAGUGGGUGGUUGUUCGGUGAAGAAUGUGACCGUGAAUGUUACGAGCUCUGCGUCGUAG
Messenger RNA from Didymosphaeria variabile, 810 nucleotides. RefSeq lists its product as uncharacterized. The coding region runs from base 1 to 810 and encodes 269 amino acids. Gene Ontology annotation, biological process: lipid catabolic process. Gene Ontology annotation, molecular function: triacylglycerol lipase activity. NCBI's taxonomy places the organism in Eukaryota, Fungi, Ascomycota, Dothideomycetes, Pleosporales, Didymosphaeriaceae. The transcript has a single exon. The record is from RefSeq and is a predicted model, not a curated record.